Messenger RNA from Spinacia oleracea (spinach), 2566 nucleotides. RefSeq names its product heterogeneous nuclear ribonucleoprotein 1. The record is from RefSeq and is a predicted model, not a curated record. The transcript has 4 exons. Gene Ontology annotation, molecular function: mRNA binding. NCBI's taxonomy places the organism in Eukaryota, Viridiplantae, Streptophyta, Magnoliopsida, Caryophyllales, Amaranthaceae. Gene Ontology annotation, biological process: regulation of translation. The coding region runs from base 543 to 1967 and encodes 474 amino acids.
AGCAAUCCUCCCCCAUUAUCAGAUCGAACGUCCCAUUUUUCAUAUCACCUCUCUUUCUCUCUCCUCUCUCUUCUCCUUCCUCCUCUUUCUCCCCUCCCCUGUACAAAUUCAUUUUUUCAAAAUCAUUUUCUCAUCAACACUUUCCCAAAAAUAAAUACUUUCAAUUCCCAUUUUAUAUUUUCCUACACACAAAAUAUCCCAUUUUUUUUGAUUUUUAUUUUUAAAGUUUUGAUUUUGGUUGGUUGUAAAACGCUUCCAUCGUCAGUCCAAUCUCAAUUUAUAAUUUUAAUCAAUUAAUAGUAAAAAAUAAUAAUUGUAGACAUUUUUAGCUAAAUUUUUUACAUUUACAAUCAAAAAUUAAAAUUGACUUAAAAUUGAAAAAAAAUAAGUUUAUAAAAGGGGAACGCCAUUUUUAUAUUUUGAUUGGAGGUUUGUAUUGAGGAGGAUAUGCUGAACAUGUCCUCAAUCUUUCCUCUCAUCAGAUCUUAGCCUUAAUUUUCUGUCAAAUUCUGCAUCCGGGGUCUUCUUCAAUUGCUGGAAAUAUGCAAUCCGACCUUGGUAAGCUAUUUAUUGGUGGAAUAUCGUGGGAGACGAAUGAGGAACGCCUUAGGGAAUAUUUUAGCACCUUUGGUGAGGUGAUUGAAGCUGUAAUCAUGAAGGAUCGGACUACAGGCCGUGCUCGGGGCUUUGGUUUCAUUGUAUUCUCUGACCCAGCUGUUGCGGACAGAGUUGUUCAGGAGAAACACAACAUUGAUGGAAGAAUGGUCGAGGCAAAGAAGGCUGUUCCAAGAGAUGAUCAAAACAUUCUGAGUAGAACCAGUGGCAGUGCACAUGGUUCUCCAGGUCCAAGCCGCACUAGGAAGAUUUUUGUAGGAGGCUUAGCUUCCACUGUUACGGAGAGUGAUUUUAAAAUGUAUUUUGAGCAAUUUGGGCAAAUUACAGAUGUUGUUGUUAUGUACGAUCAUAAUACACAGAGGCCAAGAGGUUUUGGGUUCAUCACUUAUGAUUCAGAGGAAGCAGUUGAUAGGGUCUUAACCAAAACGUUCCAUGAACUAAAUGGUAAGAUGGUUGAGGUCAAGCGUGCUGUCCCCAAAGAAUUAUCACCUGGUCCAAGUCGUAGUCCAAUUGGUGGUUAUAAUAAUUAUGGUCUAAACAGGGUCAACAACUUCCUAAAUGGCUACAAUCCAAGUGCACUUGGAGGUUAUGGAGUAAGAAUGGAUGGCAGAUUCAAUGCAAUGGCAAGCGGACGAAGUGGGUUCCCUCCAUUUGGUUCUGGAUUUGGAAUGGGUGUGAAUUUUGAGCAAGGUCUAAAUGCUAAUUAUGGUGGAAGCGCUAACUUCGGUAGCAGUCUCAGCUACGGACGUGGUGUGAGUCCCUACUAUAUUGGAAACUCUAAUAGGUUUGGUAGUCCGGUUGGUUACGAUGGUGGAAAUGGGGGAAGCUCAUCCCUUUUUAGCUCAACUAGGAACCUUUGGGGAAACGGGGGACUCAGUUAUGGCUCAAACUCUUCUACUUCAGCUACUUUUAAUGGGUCUGGAACUGGUAAUGUUGGAGGAAGCUUUGGAAGUGGUAAUGUCAACUGGGGUUCUUCACAAGUGUCUGGCCAGGGUGGGGGAAAUGCUGUUGGCGGUGGUGGGAACCUGAGUUAUAAUGGGGUUGAUAACAAUUAUAAUUUGAGUGGGGGAGGCUAUGGAAGAAACACUGGAAAUAAUGCAGCUCCAGCAUCAUCAUCUUAUGCGUCAUCAAAUGGUGGUGCCUACGAUGGGGCAUUUACAGACUUAUAUAGCAGUAGUUCGAUUUAUGGAGAUUCUCCUUGGAGAGCUGCAACUCCUGAGAGAGAUGGUUCUAGCUCUUUUAGUUAUGGCCUUGGUAAUGGCGCUUCAGAUGUCUCUGCUAAAGGCUCUGCUGGGUUUGUCGGGGGAUAUAGUGUUAAUAAGAGACCACCAAACAGAGGACUACCUAGCUAGAGGGAAAAAUAUCAGGAACUUGUUGUAGAUGGAGCAGUCCGGCAAAGCAGAUGAAAGGUGACUGAAUAUAGUCCAGUUUAAAUUCUGAAAAGUUAAUUGGUUACAUAGAACUGACUGGAGUGCCUGUUUUGAAGAUUACAUAGUGUUAGGGAAGUUGUUGUAAGGGAUUUUGUUUUUGUGGCUUGAGUAUUUCGAGUCAUCAUUCUAGGGUUUUUGAGUGAGGUGUAAAAUCAGAUUGCGGGAUAUAGCCAAAUUGUAUCAUUCAUCUCCGGGAGGUGCUGGGAUACGUGGUAAAGGAUAGACUAGCCCCUUUAUUUUUCUCUUUUAUUUUUCCAAUUUUCCCAUCAUUUUUCUUUACUUUUCUUUUUUGUUUUCUAUAUAGUAUUUUGUUUUGUGCUGUAAUAGGUAUGGCAAAGUACCGGUUCUUGUUAAGUACGUUUUUCAUUUUUCUUUUGGAUUGUAUGGGGCUUCUUGUUGGCUGAUUUACUAGUGUGGAACGAUUGAAGGAAUCCAACUAGGGUUCUCAUGAAUAAGGUUCUUUUUUACAUUUUUCCGAUAUGAAAACUUUCAGUGGUUGCUGAAGCUUAAUUUUCUGCUAA